This is a messenger RNA of Parathielavia appendiculata, 1043 nucleotides long. RefSeq lists its product as uncharacterized. The record is from RefSeq and is a predicted model, not a curated record. The coding region runs from base 24 to 875 and encodes 283 amino acids. The transcript has 2 exons. Lineage: Eukaryota; Fungi; Ascomycota; Sordariomycetes; Sordariales; Chaetomiaceae.
CCUGGAUUCAGCUGGCGUGUAAUAUGACUGCGGCAAUAAUUGGGCUGGCGUAUUUCCUUUGGGGGACGAGUUGGAGGCAGUAUCGUCGUCAAGCGGAGGAUGGUGGUGGCGAUGGCAGCAGUAAAACGACGCCCAGCUUGCGGUGUCUGGCUGUCCUCUUGCAUCCGGGGCUUCUCACGCUCUCCGAAUCGGCUCUCCGAAAUACGCUCUACCUAUGGCUGGUUAGCAACAUCGUCUCGAUGGGCAGCACGUAUGCCACGGCUUGGGGCGUCUUCAACACAAUCCGCUGGGGUCUGAUCAUGGUACCUGUACAGGCGUUCGAGGCCACGGCGCUGGCCUUUGUCGGCCAUCGAUGGGGCGCCUGGCGCCGCGAGAUCGGGACAAGCACGCUCAAGCCUGGACGCACCGCUCUCAAGACCGUCGUGGGCAUCAUCAAGCCGGCGCUGGUUUCUCUGACCCUGGCCCUGCUCGUUGAGAUUCCACUGGCAAUAUACCUAUCCCUUUGGGGCGCUAGGUCCUUCGCCAGAUACCUGGGCGGGUCGGACGAGGUGGCCGACGUGACGGCCUACAUGUGGCGGACGAUCGACUGGUGCUACAUCUUUUAUGCCGCGUCGACGCAGCUGGCCACGGUGCUGCUGGCCACGAGGCCAAAGUGGUAUUUGUACCAGAGCAUGGCGAGCAAUCUGCUGUAUGUGCUGCCGUGGGCGAUUGUGUGCCAGGUCCGGGAGCUGGAUACCGGCAAUGCGUGGACCUACCACAGUCUGGUGUUUGGCGGGAGUUUGGUGUUCAGUUUGGUCGACGUUCUUGUUGUUGAUGCUGUGUGGGUGUGGAAUCUGGUGACAGGGAGGGCGCGGCUGGAGGUCUUUAGGGAGUGAGAAAGGCUGCCACCAUUUUGUGAUCUGGGAUCUACGAAGAGCAAAUUAUUGUCUCCAAGUUCAGCUUACUAAUUCAUGGUCAUCUCCUCGCAAAACUCCCUGAACUCCCCCACCGUCCCCUCCAACCUUGGCGGCCUCAAGCAGAUCAUUUCCAGCUAAUUACCAUGC